AGGCAGUCGGCCACUCACUCGUCCGUGCGUGUUCAGUCAGGGAGAAGUACAAGGUAGGUGGGUGGGUCUAUCGGCCGGUCGGUCAAAACGCCCUAGCGGCUCCAUGCGACAGACAAGUUGCGGGAGGGAAGCAGACAGACAGACAGCUAGGCUAGCCCACCAAACUGACUCAUCCAUCCAUCCAUCCAUCUGAGCAGCCAUGGAUGCAGUAUAUAUAAUGCAGGCACGCAUGACAGACAGACAGACAGACAGGAAAAGAGCGACAAAGAGCAGUUAGUUAGUUAUGUCACCCCCACCCACCUAGCUAGCCCCCCCUUGUGUGUGUCAUCCGUUCAGUUCUUGGAUGUCCUGCUGCACCUUUGAUGCAUCGCCCUUGGCCAUCCCCUGCUCCCACUGGAUGAGCCGCUCCACCCCGUUGGCCACCUCAGAAAUGAUGUCGGCCUCACUCGCCCCCAUCGCCCGGGCGUUGGUGACGUCGAAGAGCCCCUCGCCCGACGGCUCUGGGCGCACGCGCACCCCCAUGUGUGCGAUGGCCGACGGGGGGAAGGACGACAGGGCGGCCAGGUGCGGCAGCUUCAUAAGCAGCGACAACUUGAGACCCGUGCCCCACAUCGAUGGACAGCUCGUGAUGUGCCUGCAGCCAUCGGCAAUACACACCAGCGCAGCGCAGAGAGCAUUGAGUUGAGAGACAUCGGCCCGGCGAGAUGUCCAGCGUACCCGAAUUGUUCGUCGACAAUGAAUGAGGCGUCCUUGCUGGCGAGGUAUGUGUCGAGUUGCGUCACGGCCUCGCGCAUGAGUGUGACGACCGCCUUGACGUCACCGCCCUUCUUGAUGACCAUGAGCUUCAGGUGGUCGUCCUCAUUCACCCAAGCCAGCACCUCACGGCUGGUCGACAGGAAGAAUCCCCGACCAUCAGGCCACCCCUCACCCAUUUUGGUGGUCUUCAAGGCGGUGUGAGUAAGUGAUUGGGAGAAGCGGGACAGACAGUGUUGAGAGCCACACACACAGAGACACAGACGACCAUUGAUAUAUGCUGCGGCACACAUUCAUUGUGUCAGUCACUGUCCGCGUAGUACCCACCUGGAAGUAUGGCGACGUGGGGCUGCUGAACAGCUGCUGCUCGUCAACAAACUGCUGACGGAACUCGGGAGACAUCUCGGCCAGCCGGUGAUACUGACCCGCCACCUCACCCGUCAGCCCGCUCAGCCCAUCGCCCAGCAGCUGCUCCGUCGCGGCCCUUUCUUUGGCAUCCAUGGCCGGCGGCAGUGCAAAUCCCCCGAUAGAUCUGUUGAUUCUCAGUCUGGCGGAGAGGAUGACAUUGCCUGAGGGGUCCCAGCUGUCGGCCUUGAUGUGUGUGGGGUCGAUCAGCAUCGGUGAGGGGGUCGGGUGCCGCCCAUUGGGGCCGAGGCCGUGACGCUUCGCCACCACCAGGCCGUAGAAGUCGCGGAACAGACUCACACUCUCCUCGUCGCCAACGACACAACCGACUGCUGCGUCUGACGAGGGAGAGGCGUCCUCGAUGCCGCACUUGGUCGCCCUGCAUGACAAAAGGAGAGGCCACGGCAGGGCAGCCUUGGCCAGUGUCUCCCCUCCCCUGUGUGGUGUGUGUGGAUACAAACAUUUCCAGUGUGAAGUCGUUGCGGCUUUUGACGCCCUUGUAUUUCUCUGCCAGCUCUGGGUGGGCCUUCAGGAUAUCCCGCACGGCUUGGCCUCCCGCCGUGGCACUUGGAGCGGCGGCAACUGCACACAAGAAUGGAAUGCACACCAGACACAGAGGGCUGGGCUCUUUCCUCCCCCUCUGUUGCUGCAGUGUACCUCCCGCCCCCGCUCACCAUCCGCAGGACCAUGGUCAGGUUCUCUGGUCUCCUUCUUCUCUAUCGGCAGCUCUUUAGGCUCCUCCUUCUCUGUCGGCGCCUCCGCGUCCUUCUUGGGCUGCUCUUUGGGCGGCACCUCCACCUUCUCCACCUUCUCCGCCUUUGCCUUUGGCUCUGGUCUCUUGAACCCCCUUUGCGUGACCUUCCGCACCUCAUCCUGCACGGCCGCCGACCCGCCCUCCUUGUCCAACAUGGCCUCCCAGGCAAUCAGCUGCUUGACGCCCUCCCCCACCACCUCGAGUAUCUCGUCCUCAGUCAUGCCCGCCUUGGCGAUGUUGCCCACGUCGAGCGCCCCAUCGGCCGCUGCAUCCCCGAAGCGGCCGUCAGGUGCUGGAGAAAUGUAGAGACCCAGCGCUGCCAGCAGGGCCGUGGCCUUGUCGUCUGGUUGCUGCGUGGCGCGAGGCGUCUUGGCGAGGGGCUUGAAGGCGAGCAGGGUCGCCAGGUUGGGGACGCGGAGCACCACCGAGACAUGAAGGCCGGUGCCCCAGUUGGAAGGGCUACUUGUGAUGUACCUGACACAUUGAUGGGAUGGGAUGGAUGGGUGGACGGAGAGAGCAGAGACACCCAUGUCCGUGCCGCCCCGACCCGACCUACCCGAAUUGUUGAUCGAUGAGGAAGUCGGCCUUGUCUUGUUUGAGUGCGUUGCUGAGCUCGGUCAUCAAGUACUGCGUUUUGGUGAUGAGUGUCUUGAGGUCUGCGUUGGGCUGCAGCGCCACCACGCGCAGAUGGUCGUCCUCGUUGACCCACACCAGCACGCUUUUGUCGUCGGUCAUGUACAGACCACGGCCGUCAGGCCAGUCACGGCCGAUGCGAGACGACUGCAUCCAUCACACACAGACAUGAACAAACCACACACACAAGAGCGAUGCGAUCAGCAGGUCUAUGCAUAGAUCUAUGCGAUGCGCAUGUGUUGUCCAGUCAGUCCACCUGGCAGUAUUGCGAAUCUGGUGGAGUGAAGAGCAUCUUGUCGAUCACCAGGUCGUCACGGUCGGCAGCAGCCAUCUUGGCCAGCGGGAAGUAGCGGCCCUUCAGCUCCCCCGUCAGCCGACACAGUGCAUUGGCAACCACCGACUCCACCUUGCGACGCUCGCCGCGCGUGCACUGCGGCGGCAGUGCAAAUCCCCUGAUAGAUCUGUUGAUCCUCAAUCUGGCGGAGAGGAUGACAUUGCCUGAGGGGUCCCAGCUGUCGGCCUUGAUGUGUGUGGGGUCGAUCAGCAUCGGUGAGGGGGCCGGGUGCCGCCCAUUGGGGCCGAGGCCGUGACGCUUCGCCACCACAAGGCCGUAGAAGUCGCGGAACAGACUCACACUCUCCUCGUCGCCAACCACACAGCCGAGGAUGCCCUCGUCUGCACAAUCGAGGCCGCACUGGAUGCACCUGAAUGAAAUAAACCGGACGACAUCAGACAAUGAGACAGCAAUGAGUGUCUCUGUGGCCGUCCCCCACUCACUCACUGGUCGAAAGUGAAGCCGGUGUUCGUGACGGUGGUUCUGUAUCUGUAGUAGAGGUCUUGUCUCUCCAUCAGCACCUCAGCCAUGAUGGUGUUGGAUGUCUCCAGCAGGGGGAAGUCCAACGUCGGGUCCAGAUACAAAGCAGGGUUGGAACUCUUACCGCCUGGGUCAAAGGCAAAGGGCACAGCCAACCAACCACUGUGUUUGUUUGUUCGUUCCAUGGCAUGCAUGUCUCACCGGUAGGGAUCGGCCCGCUGGGUGAUGCUCCCGGCUUCGCACCCUCAACCUUCAGCUUCUCGAGGUACCGCACCUGCAGGCAGGCAGGCAGGCAGACAGACGGGAAGCGUGUGUGUGUGUGUGUGUGUGUCCCCACCCUACCUACCAUGUACUCGAGUGGUUCUUUGGGUUUGUCGAUGAGUAUCUGCUGCACCAUGGUCUGCAGCACGGUCUGCAGGUUGUGCUCGUCGAGGUACUUCUGUGCGUUGAGGGCCGCCUGAUGUCGGCUCUGCCGCCUCUCCGUCUGCUUCUUGGCCGCCGGAUCGGUCAGCUGGGCGUUGAUCUUGAGCGUCAGGGACUGCGCGCCGGUGCCCGCUGGGUUGGGGAUGGAGAUGAUCUCGUCGACAUUGCUUUUCUGCUUCAACUUGGCCGUGCUCAGCUGCGUGCCACCCAACUGCACACACACACACACACACAUGAACCACACACACAUGAACCAAUCAGACAGAGAGGGGACUCUCUAGUCGUGUUGUGCACGCGACCCUUUUUGCGAUGCAACAUGUCUACAGCGUUUUACAUACCAUGGAAAGGACCUCCACUUUGAACGUGUUUGAGCUGGCCGACGGGAAGCGGAAGGGCUGUGUGCGGCAGACACAGGGACAGGACUCGAUGUGCGGCAGUAUAUCUUAGUGCUGGUCAGUGAGUCUAGAGCUCAUUGACCUCAUUGAGUUUGAGUGGUGCCUGUCGUCUGGUGUCGCCGACGCGUAUGGACACAUAGGAGCGAGGGGGGAAGCUGUUGGCCUCAGUCACCGUCACCUCCAUCGCUGGACAACAAAUUUAAUCGACACUGGCUGGCUGGCUGGCUGGUUGGCUGCAUAUGAAACAACAAAGGGAGAUUCCUUUCGGUGGGCCCUGUGGAUCCCCUUCCCCCCUCACCUCACCAAGGGCCUCUCGAGCUUUUCGUUCACUUGGGCUGGCGCAUGCAGUGCCCCUGCGUGUCUGUGGCGAGGGGCCGUCACGAAAGGAUCAAUACAGGGUCUCCGUCACUCAAAACCCUCCAAGAAAAG
Vitrella brassicaformis is the source of this 4606-nucleotide messenger RNA. Lineage: Eukaryota; Vitrellaceae. The record is from the annotation of a GenBank genome assembly.